AUGGGUUCGAGUGCGAAGAAGAAGAAAGAGAAGAAGAAAGACUUCCAGAAGCAGAAAUUGAAGGUCGGCAAGGCCAGGCCCAAGGCUGACAACCACACAGACACCAGCUUCCGCUCCAAAGCCAUCGUCCUGAACCAGCAGCUGGACGUCAACGCCCCUUCGCAAUCAGCGACAUUCCUUCACCACGUCUCGCUACUGACUUCCCGCUCCGACUCGCAACGGCGGGAUUCAUUAGCCUACCUGACCUCAUACGUCGGGUCAAACUCGACGUCCAAAGGAAACGCUCUUCCCAUCACCACGAAUGCCCUGCUGGGCAUUCUGUGUCCGCUCAUCCUCGACGGAUCCGCCGGCGUUCGGACCCAACUGUUGAAACUGUUCCAGGCUCUUCCCCAAGACGAUAUCCGCGACCAUGUCAUCAAGGUCCUCCCGUACAUGCGUGCAGGGAUGACGCAUUUGUCGCGGGAAAUCCGCGCCACGGCGGUAGAAUUUUUGUCCUUCCUCAUCAAAGUGGCGGGACCGGAGCUGGUUGCUUGUCCCGGAGGAUGGUACCAGACUCUCGAGUGCUUCACGACAGUCCUAGGCUGGAGGUCGGCUGAUGCCAGCACCUGGUCGUCCAGCAAAGCGUCGUUUGCUGGAGACGUCAAAUCCACCGCACGGAUCAUGUAUGUGCUGGCCGAAUUCUUGCAGGCAGGUCUGGGAACCGACGACUCGACAGACCCGAGCUUGAACACCUUGGCCGCCGACUUCCCUCUGUGGUUCACCGGCGCACUUGUGACGCCUACCAAGUCCAACGCUUACGCUUACUUGAACGUCUUUGGUGCCCAGGCGGAGGAUUACAAUCAAAUCCUCGAUGAUCGAGAAGAUAGGCUACAGGUCUUUACGAAUCGGUUUCAACCGCUCGUCGUGGCUGGCGUCGACGCUGCAAAGAAGGAGGGCGGUGAACUCGGUCGAGCUUCUGGGGUUCUGACCAAAACCCUGGAUCGUACGCAAAUCUCUGCGAAUGCGUGA
Capronia coronata CBS 617.96 is the source of this 1008-nucleotide messenger RNA. RefSeq lists its product as uncharacterized. Gene Ontology annotation, biological process: rRNA processing. The transcript has 3 exons. The record is from RefSeq and is a predicted model, not a curated record. The coding region runs from base 1 to 1008 and encodes 335 amino acids. Lineage: Eukaryota; Fungi; Ascomycota; Eurotiomycetes; Chaetothyriales; Herpotrichiellaceae. Gene Ontology annotation, cellular component: nucleus.